Molecule: messenger RNA, 10992 nt
Organism: Archocentrus centrarchus (flier cichlid)
Lineage: Eukaryota; Metazoa; Chordata; Actinopteri; Cichliformes; Cichlidae
Gene: celsr1a
Product: cadherin EGF LAG seven-pass G-type receptor 1a
Exons: 37
Coding region: 141-9470 (3109 amino acids)
Biological process (GO): homophilic cell-cell adhesion; cell surface receptor signaling pathway; G protein-coupled receptor signaling pathway
Cellular component (GO): plasma membrane
Molecular function (GO): G protein-coupled receptor activity; calcium ion binding
Source: RefSeq, a predicted model, not a curated record
AGGAUACGCUGAUACUAUGGAUACCCAGCGUCUUUUUCCACGUUAAAAAAAAAAAAACUUCACCAUGAAGGAUAAAAGUAAAACGCGGAGUUGGGAGAGGGAGAGUUAAUGCUUUUCCGCAGGAGUUUCGGUGAAGUUGAAUGGGAUCUGGCAGGUUUACAAGCAUGGAGCUACCGAUGUGUGGUUGGAUUUGGGUUUGUGUCCUGUUCGCGGUGCCGCUUGCGGAGUGUUUGGAGAUGCACCUUUCAGAGACUUCACAGCCCGGGAGCCUUUUGGCCAACUUGUCGCUCGGCCCUGGAUGGACUUAUAAACUUGACAGGACUUUAUCCCCAAAAGUCAUGCAGAGCUUUUUCCACGUUGGGAGGCUCGAUGGGGUUAUCCGUCUGUCCCACAGAGUUCAGUGUGCACGCACACCCAGGAACCCUGCGCCUGUUUAUUUCAGAACAAUUUCCUCCGCGUCGGGAGACGUUAUCCUGACGCACUUUAAUGUGUUCGUUCAUGGCCAGGACUGUUUUAUAAAAUACAAGAGAAAGAAAGCGUCAGGUAAGCCAGACAUUCACAUAAAACACCUUUCAAAACUGGAGGCAACUUCCUGCUUACCUGCAGGUACGUUGUUUUUGAAUGUAACAAAACUUUUACCCACCUUCACGCGAAACACUGCCUUUUUGAAUACUCAGUGUGUUGGAAAGAACUUUAUUGGGGUGUUCAGACAUGGAGAUUUAUUCCUGGACAGUGACUUAUGUCUUAAGCACAGUGCACUGCCCGAGGUGAAACUGCACUGCGCGCUGCGCAGCUCCCCGGGCAGCAGACUCUCUGUGCAGCUUAAUUUGGCGCUUGUAAAAGUGCGCAAACAACACGAAAGCCUACCAGAAACCAUCCAGAGGAAGUCUGGCAAAUUGAUCAGAAGGGGGAAACGGCAGGUUAAUACAUCUCCCCAGUUCCAGCUCCCCAACUAUCAGGUGUCCGUGCCCGAGAAUGAGCCCGCCGGCACGCGAGUUAUCACCCUGAAAGCAACGGACCCGGAUGACGGAGAGGCUGGGAGGCUGGAGUACAGCAUGGAAGCUUUGUUUGACAAAAGGUCUGAUGACUUUUUCUACAUUGACUCACAGACAGGAAGCAUAACAACCAUCCAGGCUCUGGACAGAGAAGUCAAAGACACCCAUGUGUUCAAAGUUACUGUGACUGACAGUGGCACCCCCAAAAGAUCUGCCACUUCUUACCUCACUGUCACUGUAAGCGACACCAAUGACCAUAUCCCUGUGUUUGAGCAAACUGACUAUCGAGUUAGUAUCCGGGAGAAUGUAGAAGUGGGCUUUGAGGUGAUGACAAUCCGGGCCACUGAUGGCGAUGCGCCCUCCAACGCCAACAUGAUUUAUAAAAUUGUGAACGCUGAAGAAGUCAACUCUGUGUUUGAAAUUGACCCCCGGAACGGUCUGGUGAGGAUCAGAGAGCGGCCUGACAGGGAGACCCAGGCCCAGUACCAGCUGAUUGUUGAAGCCAAUGAUCAGGGGAAGGACCCGGGUCCUCGCAGUGCCACCGCCACAGUUCACAUCUCUGUGGAAGAUGAAAAUGACAACUACCCACAGUUCACUGAAAAGAGGUACGUUGUGCAGGUCCCAGAGAAUGUGCCAGUCAACACCAAAGUCAUCCAGGUGGAAGCGACAGACAGAGAUGAGGGAAACAAUGCCAAAGUUCACUACAGCAUCAUCAGUGGCAACAUUAAAGGGCAGUUCUACAUUCACUCCCCCACUGGGGUUAUUGAUGUCAUCAAUCCUCUUGACUAUGAAAUGAUUCGGGAGUAUAAUUUAAGGAUCAAGGCUCAGGAUGGAGGCAGGCCCCCACUGAUAAAUGGCACAGGGAUGGUGGUGGUGCAGGUGGUGGACGUCAAUGACAAUGCACCCAUGUUUGUCAGCACACCUUUCCAGGCCACAGUUUUGGAAAACGUGGCCAUCGGUUACUCUGUCAUCCACAUUCAAGCAAUUGAUGCUGAUUCAGGGAAAAAUUCUCUUCUGGAAUACCGGCUCACUGACACCGCACCUGGUUUUCCAUUCACCAUCAACAACAGCACAGGCUGGAUUACAGUAAACGAGGAGCUUGACAGGGAGACCACUGAAUUUUACACCUUCGGCGUGGAGGCGAGAGAUCACGGGACACCAAUGAAGUCCUCCUCUGCCAGUGUCAGCAUCACGGUGCUGGAUGUGAAUGAUAACGUGCCCACAUUUACAGAGAAGACCUACUCACUGAAGAUCAAUGAAGAUGCUGUGGUGGGUACCAGCGUGCUGACAGUGACUGCUGUGGACAGGGACGUUAACAGCGUGGUAACAUAUCAGAUCUCUAGUGGCAACACCAGAAACCGCUUUGCCAUCACUAGCCAGAGUGGCGGCGGCCUCAUCACCUUGGCCCUUCCCUUGGACUACAAGCAGGAGCGCCAGUACGUCCUGACAGUCACCGCCAGUGAUGGGACACGUUACGAUACCGCUCAGGUGUUCAUCAACGUCACUGAUGCCAACACGCACCGGCCUGUCUUCCAAAGUGCCAAUUACCAGGUGUUUCUCAGUGAAGAAAAACCAGUGGGCACCACUGUGGCGGUGAUCAGUGCGACAGAUGAGGACACCGGGGAAAACGCUCGCAUCACAUAUGUGAUGGAAGACAAUGUUCCUCAGUUUAAAAUUGACCCAGAUACAGGUGCCAUCACAACGCAAAUGGAGAUUGACUAUGAGGACCAGGCCUCCUACACUUUAGCCAUCACCGCCAAAGAUAAUGGCAUCCCUCAGAAAUCUGACAUCACGUACGUAGAGAUCAUCAUCCAAGAUGCUAAUGAUAAUGCUCCUCAGUUUCUCAGAGAUAUCUACCAGGGGAGUGUACUUGAGGAUGCACCUGUCUACACCAGUGUGCUCCAGAUAUCUGCUUCAGACAGAGAUACUGGGACCAAUGGCAGGGUGAGCUAUACAUUUCAAGGUGGGGAUGAUGGAGACGGGGAUUUUUUCAUAGAGACUUACUCUGGCAUCAUCAGAACCGCUCGCAAGCUGGACCGGGAGAAUGUUCCUGUUUACAAUCUGAAGGCCUUUGCUGUGGAUAAGGGUGUUCCGCCUCUGAGAGCUGCUGUCUCUAUUCAUAUUGUAGUCCAAGAUAUAAAUGACAAUGCUCCAGUGUUUGAGAAGGAUGAGCUUUUUAUUGACGUGGAGGAGAACAGCCCAGUGGGAUCAGUCGUGGCCCAUAUCACUGCCACUGACCCCGAUGAGGGCACCAAUGCUCAGAUCAUGUAUCAGAUCGUAGAGGGGAAUAUUCCAGAAGUGUUCCAACUGGAUAUUUUUAACGGAGACCUCACUGCACUUACAGAUUUGGAUUAUGAGGCCAAAACUGAGUAUGUCAUAGUGGUCCAGGCCACAUCAGCACCGUUAGUGAGCCGCACCACUGUGCACGUCCGCCUACUAGAUAUGAAUGACAAUGAGCCAGUGCUGCAGAACUUUGAGAUUAUCUUUAACAACUAUGUCACCAACAAGUCCAACAGUUUUCCAUCUGGAAUAAUAGGAAAAGUUCCAGCUCAUGAUCCGGAUGUGUCGGAUAAGCUGCGUUACAAGUUCGAAUCUGGAAAUGAGCUCAGUCUGCUGCUUUUGAACGAAGACACCGGAGAUCUGAGGUUGAGCAGGGAUUUGGACAAUGACAGGGCCCUGGAAGCACCCAUGACCAUUUCAGUUUCAGAUGGUAUCCAUCGUGUUGUUGCCCUCUGCACGCUGCGUGUCACUGUCAUCACUGAUGACAUGCUGACAAACAGCAUCACAGUGCGUCUGGAGAACAUGUCCCAGGAGCGUUUUCUUUCUCCCUUGCUCAGCCUCUUUCUUGAGGGGGUGGCAGAUGUGCUUUCCACCAAACGGGAAGCAGUGUUUGUGUUCAACAUACAAAACGAUACCGACGUUCAAGGCUCCAUCCUCAACGUGACCUUUUCGGCACUGCAGCCCGGAGGCGCCCCCGGUAAAGGCAUGUUCUUCCCUUCUGAGGAGCUGCAGGAGCAGAUCUACCUCCACAGGACUCGGCUCAGGCUCAUAUCCACUCAGGAGGUGUUGCCAUUUGACGAUAACAUCUGCCUGCGAGAGCCCUGCGAGAACUAUAUGAAGUGUGUAUCAGUGCUGAAGUUUGACAGCUCCCCUCCCUUUAUCGCCUCUGACACGGUUCUGUUUCGGCCCAUCCACCCCGUCAAUGGGCUGCGCUGCCGUUGCCCAGUUGGUUUCACCGGGGAAUACUGUGAGACCGAGAUCGACCUCUGCUAUUCAGGGCCCUGCAAGAACAACGGGAGGUGCCGUAGCAGAGAGGGCGGAUACACCUGCGAGUGCCUGGAGGACUUCACAGGCGAGCACUGUGAGAUUAAUGCAUCAUCAGACCGGUGUGUACCCGGUGUGUGCAAGAAUGGCGGCAAAUGCAUCAACCGGCUCGCAGGUGGUUUCAUGUGCGAAUGUCCAGCAGGCGAGUAUGAGAAGCCCUACUGUGAGAUGACCACCCGCAGCUUCCCUGGACAGUCCUUCAUCACCUUCAGAGGCCUGAGGCAAAGGUUCCACUUCACCGUCUCCUUCAUGUUUGCUACCAGAGAAAGAAAUGCCCUGCUUCUCUACAACGGCAGGUUCAACGAGAAACAUGACUUCAUCGCCCUGGAGAUCAUCAAUGAGCAGAUUCAGCUCACCUUCUCGGGAGGUGAGACAAAGACCACAGUGGCUCCCUACAUCCCAGGUGGAGUCAGCGACGGUCAGUGGCACUCAGUCCAGCUCCAUUACUACAACAAGGACGGGGGGAGUCUGGUGGACUCCAGCGGAGCUCUGCGGCUCCCUCUCUAUACCGCCUGGCUGGAGCUCAAUCAGAAGGAGCCUAACUUUAGGACCCUGGGCAACCCUUUCGGACCCUCUGGAGAAAAAGUGGCCAUGGUCGCCAUUGAUGAUUGCGACAUAUCCAUGGCAAUUCGCUUCGGAAAGCAGAUCGGGAACUAUUCCUGUGCCGCACAGGGUACCCAGAUUGGACAGAAGAAGUCAUUGGACUUAACAGGGCCGCUGUUACUGGGUGGGGUUCCCAACCUGCCAGAGGACUUCCCAGUCAGGAACAGGAACUUCGUGGGCUGCAUGAGAAACCUGCGCAUCGACAGCAAACCCAUCGACAUGGGCAGCUUCAUCGCUAACAACGGCACCACAGAAGGUUGUCCAGCAAAGAAAGACUUUUGCACAAGUGAUGUGUGUCAGAAUGGAGGAACAUGUGCCAGCAAGUGGAACACUUACAGCUGUGACUGCCCCACUGGUUAUGGUGGCAAAAACUGUGAGCAAGUGAUGCCAUCUCCUCAGUUCUUUGAUGGCCAGGCACUGGUGUCCUGGAGCGAGCCGGACAUCACAGUCGCUGUUCCCUGGUACAUUGGCCUAAUGUUCCGCACCAGGCAGCCUGCUGGCACCCUCAUGCAGGUCAAUGCUGGGCCUUCCUCCACCAUCAACCUCAUGGUGAGUGAGCAGCAGGUCCGUAUGGAAGUGUUGCUGAGACACCAGCUGGUGGCAUCACUGAGCUUUCCUCAGGUUCGUGUCAAUGAUGGGGAGUGGCACCACUUGCUGAUUGAACUGAAAAGCAUUAAAGAUGGCAAGGACAUCAAAUACAUGGCAGCUGUUUCUCUGGAUUACGGCAUGUACCAGCAGAGGUCAGUGGAGAUCGGUAAUGACCUCCCAGGCCUGAAGCUGCAAACUCUUCAUGUUGGAGGUUUGCCCGGGGAGGGAAACCAUGUCAUCAGGGGAUUUGUUGGCUGUAUACAGGGUGUGCGUAUGGGUGAGACAUCCACCAACGUGGCCAAUGUGAACAUGGCUCAGGGCCUGAAGAUCCGUGUGGAAGAUGGCUGUGACCUUGCUGACCCAUGCGACUCCAACAUCUGCCCCGAGAAUAGCCAGUGCUAUGACGACUGGGGCAUGCACACCUGUGUGUGUGAGCCAGGUUACUUUGGUAAAGAGUGUGUGGAUGCCUGUAAGCUCAAACCCUGUGAACACAUUUCCACAUGUGUCCGCAAACCAAGCUCCUCCCACGGCUACACCUGCGAAUGUGGACAAAAUUACUACGGCCAGUACUGCGAAAACAAAGUGGAGGAGACGUGUCAUGAGGGUUGGUGGGGCAGUCCCAUGUGUGGACCCUGUAACUGUGAUACAAGCAGAGGAUUUCAUAAAAACUGCAACAAGACCACUGGAGAGUGCCGCUGCAAGGAUAACCACUAUCGUCCAGAGGGUGAGGACACUUGCUACCCCUGUGAUUGUUUCCCUAUUGGCUCUGAGUCUCGAACUUGCGACCCCGUCACUGGGCAGUGCCCCUGCAAGGGAGGAGUCAUCGGUCGCCAGUGUAACAAGUGCGAUAAUCCCUUUGCUGAAGUCACUCCCACUGGAUGCGAGGUGGUGUAUGAGGGCUGCCCAAAGGCCUUUGAUUCUGGCAUCUGGUGGCCCAAGACAAAAUUUGGACGCCCUGCUGCGAUGAACUGUCCCAAAGGAUCUAUUGGCACUGCCAUUCGCCACUGCAGUGAUGAGAAGGGCUGGCUGUCCCCUGAGCUCUUCAACUGCACCACCGUCACCUUUACCCAUCUGAAGAAACUGAAUGAAGAUCUCCGUCGCAACAGUUCAAGGAUGGACAGCGAACGCUCCAAGACCAUCGUGCGUUUGCUUCAAAGUGCCACCAAUAACACGUCACAUUACUACGGUAAUGAUGUGAAGAUGGCCGCCGAGCUUCUGAAUCACGUCCUGCAGUACGAGAGCCGCCAGGCGGGCUUUGAUCUCAGUGCUAUGAAGGACGCAGAGUUCAAUGAGAACUUGGUGCGAGCAGGCAGUGCCAUCCUGAGUCCCAACACCAAGGAGCACUGGGACCAAAUCCAGAGGACAGAUGGUGGUACCGCGCAUUUGCUCCGCAACUUUGAGGACUACGCCAACACACUGGCACAGAAUGUCCGAAAAACCUACCUGAAGCCCUUCACCAUCGUCACUGACAACAUGAUUCUAACUGUAGACUACUUGGAUGUGUCGAACCCAGAGAAGGCAACAUUUCCUCACUUCCGGGACAUCCAGGAGGCCUACCCCAAAGAGCUCGGCUCUUCUGUCCGCUUCCCACUGUUUAACCUCCGCACUCAGGGCCACAAAGCAGCAGAGCCCACUCCUGCCCCUCCAGCUCAGACAGAUCCUGUCCUAGAGGAGGAGCACACAGUUUCUGAUAGGAAACGGCGCCAUCUCGAGCCACCCGCCCCUCUGCCUGUUGCUGUGGUGAUAGUGUACAAGUCGCUGGGAAAGCUCCUUCCAGAAAGAUACGACCCAGACCGCAGGAGUCUGAGAGUCCCCAACCGUCCAGUGAUCAACACAGCCAUUGUGAGUGCCACGAUCCACAGCGAAGGUGAGCCUCUUCCUAACAUCCUGGACCCACCUAUCAUCUUGGAGUACACCCUGCUGGAGACAGAGGAGCGAACCAAGCCCGUCUGCGUGUUCUGGGACCACUCUGUCGGGAUCAGUGGUACAGGCGGCUGGUCCUCUAAAGGCUGCGAGGUGCUCAACAGGAACAACAGCCACAUUAGCUGUCAGUGUAAUCACAUGACCAGUUUUGCUGUGUUGAUGGACAUUUCAAAGAGAGAGCACGGCGAUGUCCUCCCUCUGAAGAUUGUCACCUACACCACAGUGUCUGUGUCCCUGUUUCUCCUCCUCCUCACCUUCAUCCUGCUGUGCCUCUUGCGCUGGCUCCGCACCAACCUCCACGCUAUCCACAAGAACCUGGUGGCAGCGCUCUUCUUCUCUGAGCUCGUCUUCCUCCUUGGAAUCAACCAGACAGACAAUGUGUUUGUGUGCACAGUGAUCGCCAUCCUCCUCCACUACUUCUACAUGUGCACCUUUGCCUGGAUGUUCGUGGAGGGGCUGCAUAUCUACCGUAUGCUGACAGAGCUUCGGAACAUCAACCACGGCCACAUGAGGUUCUACUAUGCCAUGGGCUGGGGCAUACCAGCUAUCAUCACUGGUUUGGCAGUUGGCCUUGAUCCUCAGGGUUAUGGAAACCCAGAUUUCUGCUGGCUUUCUGUCCACGACACACUCAUCUGGAGCUUCGCGGGGCCGAUCUUUGUGGUCGUCCUGGUGAACAUAGUGAUCUUUAUUCUCGCUGCCAAGGCCUCCUGUGGCCGCAGACAGAAGGCUGUAGAGAAGUCAGGAGCUAUUCCUGCACUACGAAUGGCCUUCCUCCUCCUGAUACUCAUCAGCGCCACCUGGCUGCUCGGUCUAAUGGCAGUCAACAGCGAUGUAAUGACUUUCCAUUACCUGUUUGCUGUCUUCAGCUGCUUGCAGGGAGUCUUCAUUUUCUUCUUCCACGUGGUUUUCAACAAAGAGGUGAGGAAAAACCUCAAGAACAUCUUCACGGGAAAGAAGAGCAUUCCAGAUGAGUCCAGCACCACAAGGGCCUCUCUGCUAACACGCUCUCUCAACUGCAACAACAUGUACACAGAGGACGGCGCAGUGUACCGUUCAGGCAUCGGCGAGUCUACCGUCUCAUUGGACAGGUCAGCCAAGAGCCGCAGUAGCUACCUGGCUUACUCACGCAGGGAGGAGUCUGGUCAGAAGCCCAGUGGCUCUUCAGGAGCAGCUAAAGGCCACACGGACCUGGAUGGAUCUCUGUUCCACAGGAAUGGCACCAAAGGAGAUGACUCUGACUCAGACAGUGAGCUUUCAGCUGAUGAACACAGCUCCUCCUACGCCUCCUCCCACUCCUCCGACAGCGAGGAUGAUGAUAUUGAUCCCAAGCCAAAAUGGAACAACGAGAGGCCCCUUCACAGCACCCCCAAAGGGCAAUCAGUGUCUAAUCACGUUAAGCCUUACUGGCCAGCAGAGCCCACCACAGCCAGUGACAGUGAAGAGCCAGGUGGGGCAGAGAGGCUGAGGGUGGAGACCAAGGUGAACGUGGAGCUGCACCCAGAGAACAAGCUCAACCACGUUGGUGAAAGAGAGAGGGAGGCCCUCCAGGAGAGAGACAGACAGACACCUACUAACGCGAAAGACUCAGCGCCUGCCAGUCAGCCUAACAGCAACCACCAACCAGAGCAGAGAAAAGGUAUCUUAAAGAACAAGAUCAGCUACCCUCCUCCACUGACCGACAAGAACAUGAAGAACCGUCUGAGGGAGAAGCUGAGUGACUACAACUCACCUACCAUCACCUCCCCUCCCCCCAACAACAACAACACCUCCUCCCCACCACCUCCCUCUGUCAACAUCAUGACUCCAUCGUCCCGGGCGCCUUCGUUGGCCUCCAACGAUGGAAGCCGACUUGGCAACCAUGACGGCGGCUCCCUCAUCAAACCGCCCGUCGCCCCGCGACCGCAGUUUCCAUCUGGGGCACCACCAGCGAGCAUCUACCGGGAGACAAACGGUGGAGUUGCCAUGCACUUGAAGUCAGGGACGGUCAACGGAGGCAACGAGUCAGACUCAGAUGGCAGUAACGAGACUUCGAUCUGACCUGUUAGGCAAACCCAGACCAGCCUGCCUUUGUGAGAGGAGGAACCAAAGAACCUGCCGGGUUGGGGCUGAGGGGACCAAGAGUCGAGAAAAAUGAAAGGAAAAGUUGAAGAUGGAGAGGCGUUGAAGUUUGGAUGAAGAGAAGAAGCGUUGCCUAAAGCCUGAUCUGUCCGCUCACGGCUCCUCUCAUGUUUCCUCUCUCUGGAGAGCAGUAUUAAAUUGCAGACGUUAGGACUGCCUUAGACAAGAAAACAAGCAGAGAUAAAGGAAAGAUGGGAGAGAUAAUAAAGGGAACGCUGUGCAGGACUCUAUCAAGAAAUGACACGGUUGAGCCAUGUGUGCCAAAACCACUAUAGGAAAUCAGGAGGAAGAGUUGGAAGAUGAAGAACGACCCCAGAAUGCAUUGCAGGCCCCAAAAUGAUGCUCCUCUCUAGUGGUGGUGAGGAGCCAGUGGGGGAUCAUUAUGUUCUUUUUCCUUAGGUGAAGUUAGAAAAAUGGCAGAUGUAUAAUUACUGUGCAUGAACCUUUACAAGCUGGUACAGUCGCAUUUGUAGUCCAAAAGGAUUUCAAGGACUACAGGUCCCUCAAAUGUCACACACAUCCUCUUCUCAGUGACUUCUGAACACUUCUGUCCAUACUGGGCGGAGCUAUCAAACACAAAGUGCUCUUUUUUUCUUCUUAAAGAAAGGCUUCAGCCUGUCGGUGUAUUUAGAGUGUAAUUAACAUGUAGAUAAUUUUAAAAGGUGAAGAAGAAAUGAUCUAUUUUCUAUUUCAGUUUUAACAAGGACAAAGUAGUGAAAUCACCUCGUAUGCUGGUCUGAUAGUCAGACAACGACAAAUCCAGGUGCCUUCAUGCUGAGCUGAGGCCUUACAAGCUCGCAGCAUAUUCACAGGCUGCUGCUGUUGUGUUCAAGUGCAUGUACACACACAAAAGCACGGCCUAAAUGAAGAGGAAUCCCACCCCACCCCACUGUUGAAAACUCUUCAGUUGGAGCGCUAUGAACCCGAAGCCUUGUUUUCCAGUGUGUGUCCUGCCUGUUUGUCCAAUGCGAGACACACUCCUGGUUACCAAAGUCAUGAGAUCUGUUAAAUGAGCAGAUUAGGGUUGGGCGUCAGUUCAGUUUAACUCAGAUUUAUUGUAGAAUCUUUAAAAGAACAAAGCAAUUUGUUACAUUUUAGUGUAAAAGUGAGAACCAGAUUGAGUACUCACUCAUGGAUCUGUACAGAAAUCGCAUAACUGAAGCAGCCUUUUAAUUACUAAAUUUCCAAAUCUGGGUUCAAACUGAAAAUGACAGCAGCUCUGAUGUAUUAUGCAGCUAGUAAAAGGUCAUUUACAGUCACUGAAUGCCUUUGUACCUUACAUCCUGUACACGCCCAGUGUUUCGCCCUUAUGUAAUCAAUGCUGUUGAUAGAAAUCUGUGUUUUUGUAUGAUCUGAGACACUGGAAAUGUUUUGUAACAUAAUGUAUAUUUAUUUUUUAUGGUUUCAAGACACUGGAAAGGAAAAAAAAAAAUAUGAUUGU